GACGACAGAACUUCACUACAUGCAGUUGCGGGAUCUCUGGAUGCACCUUUGGGUCAGGGGCUGUUGCUCCCGCGCUGUUCGCUGCGAGAAUAAGUUGCGAUUCCAGACACAGGCAAUGCCAUAGUCGCCGUCAAAGUAGCGAACCAUGUCCCGCAGCCUUUUUUACACUCUCUUUUACACUUUCCUCCUGUCUGAACAUUACUUUGUAGGUAGUUACUGGGCCAUCCGUGGUGUGACGUCUCUGUUUGGCGAGACGCGUGGCACAAACUGUGUCACCCAUGGGCUCUCCGAAUGCUGUGUCCCGAGUACGGUCCGUUCAAAAAGCUCAUUGAGGCUUGAGAUGCCCGCAGCAAUAGCGUGUGCCGAUCCUUCUCUCACAGAGCAGCUUCACAUUGACAAGUAUCGAGUGGAAAAGUGCGAGCCCAAUUCCGCGCCAGCUUCGUCCAUCUAAUAUAUAACACAGUAAAGGAAUCCAGAGUUUUGCCAAACGUCCAUACCAUUCCUC
Canariomyces notabilis is the source of this 505-nucleotide messenger RNA. RefSeq lists its product as uncharacterized. The transcript has a single exon. NCBI's taxonomy places the organism in Eukaryota, Fungi, Ascomycota, Sordariomycetes, Sordariales, Chaetomiaceae. The coding region runs from base 146 to 451 and encodes 101 amino acids. The record is from RefSeq and is a predicted model, not a curated record.